Physella acuta is the source of this 10893-nucleotide messenger RNA. Its product is annotated as calcium-independent protein kinase C. Gene Ontology annotation, biological process: protein phosphorylation. The record is from RefSeq and is a predicted model, not a curated record. Gene Ontology annotation, molecular function: ATP binding; diacylglycerol-dependent serine/threonine kinase activity. Lineage: Eukaryota; Metazoa; Mollusca; Gastropoda; Physidae.
CCUGACGGCUGUGCUAAAUGCUAAAUUCGUAUUACAACUUCCGUGAUAUUUUUUUGCUGUGAUAUUCUAAGUUUAUUUGGAUUAAAUUUAUAUCGCCAGCCUCUAAAUGAUUCCUCGCACGGCGGGCUUCGGAUAACUGUUCCCCGAUCGUCUGCAAAGACCGGUGAUCGGGCCUGAGUGCUGAAGAAGACCAAAAAUGGUCUUCUUCAACGGUUCUGUGAAAAUUAAGAUCUGCGAGGCAGUGGAUCUGAAGCCCACUGACUUCUCGUUGCGGCUGCAGAUGGGCUCAACGAAAGAGAAGGCCUCGCAGAUGAUCGAACCGUACGUCAACAUCGACGUAGACGAGGUGUACGUAGCCAAGACCACCACCAAGCCCAAAAGUGUCAAGCCGCAGUGGGUUUGGAACGAGGAUUUUACCUCGGAGGUUCACAACGGGCAGAACGUGAAUCUAACUGUAUUUCACGACGCCGCGAUCCCCCCGGACGAGUUUGUGGCCAACUGUACCAUUCCUUUCGACGAUGUUAAAGGAAAAUCUGAUUUCUGGAUCGAUUUGGAACCAAAUGGAAAACUCCACAUUGUUAUCGAGCUUUGCGGCUCGGCAACUGAAGCCGCAGAAUCGACCCCAAAAGAGAAAGUGUUCAAAGAAAAAGAAGGCAUGCUCAACCGACGACGUGGUGCCAUGCGAAGGCGUGUGCACCAAGUCAAUGGACACAAGUUUAUGGCCAUGUUUUUUAGGCAACCGACAUUCUGCUCACUAUGUCGAGACUUUAUAUGGGGUCUUGGGAAACAAGGAUAUCAGUGUCAAGUAUGUACUUGUGUAGUCCAUAAAAGAUGUCACCAGCACAUAGUCACAAAAUGUCCAGGAUCACGUGAUGUCUCUAAUGAUGAGGUGACAGGAACAAGGUUCAAUAUAAAUGUCCCACACAGAUUCAAUGUACACAACUACAGAAGACCAACAUUUUGUGACCACUGUGGCUCUCUACUAUACGGGUUGCUCAAACAAGGAUUACAAUGUGAUGUAUGUAAAAUGAACAUCCACAAACGAUGUCAAAAAAAUGUGGCGAAUAACUGUGGAACAAACACAAGGGACAUGGCUCAAAUCUUAUCUGAGAUGGGCAUUUCAGGCGACAAGCUCAGACCUAAACCCACCAAAAAGCCAACAUCAAUAAGUGAGUCCCCAAAUAAAAAUAGCCCAAUGCAUGAGAGAUCUUUUUCGUCCCCCAUACCUGUGAUACAAGAUCCAGAUGACCCUAAUUCCUCUGAUGUUGGUGGUUUUGACACAAGUAAUGAUCACUUAGGGUCUAGAACUCGCAGUCCUUCUGGGGACAGGUCGCGAUCUCAUCAUAGCCGAAUCAGCUUAAAUGAUUUCAAUUUUAUCAAAGUUUUAGGAAAGGGCAGUUUUGGAAAGGUGAUGCUGGCAGAAAAGAAAGGUACAGAUGAAGUUUAUGCCAUCAAAGUUUUGAAAAAAGAUGUCAUCAUUCAAGAUGAUGAUGUUGAAUGUACCAUGACUGAGAAGCGGAUACUAGCAUUAUCAGCUAAACACCCUUUUCUCACAGCGUUACACUCAUCAUUUCAAACUAAAGAGCGAUUAUUUUUUGUCAUGGAAUAUGUCAAUGGAGGUGAUCUUAUGUUUCAAAUUCAAAGAGCCAGAAAAUUUGAUGAACCUAGAGCAAGAUUUUAUGCUGCAGAGGUCACAUUGGCAUUAAUGUUUCUACAUAGGCAUGGUAUUAUAUACAGAGAUCUUAAAUUAGAUAACAUAUUAUUAGAUGCAGAAGGUCAUUGUAAAAUAGCUGACUUUGGUAUGUGCAAGGAGGGGAUGACUGAAGGCAAACUGACACAAACAUUUUGUGGUACACCUGAUUAUAUAGCACCAGAGAUUCUUCAAGAGCUAGAAUAUGAUGCUAGUGUAGAUUGGUGGGCUCUAGGUGUGCUUAUGUAUGAAAUGAUGGCUGGACAACCACCUUUUGAGGCUGACAAUGAAGAUGAUCUGUUUGAAUCUAUCCUCCAUGAUGAUGUCCUAUACCCUGUCUGGCUCAGCAAGGAGGCCGUUUCUAUACUCAAAGGGUUCAUGACAAAGAACCCUGCCAAGCGACUAGGCUGUGUUACUACUCAAGGAUGUGAAAAAGCCAUCCUUCUUCAUCCAUUUUUCCAUGAAAAAAUAGACUGGGAAGCAUUAGAACAACGUAAAGUGAAGCCACCUUUCAAGCCAAAAAUUAAAAACAAGACAGAUGCCAACAACUUUGAUAGAGAUUUUACUUCAGAAGAUCCUGUGCUCACACCUGUUGACCCAGCAGUGAUCAAAACUAUCAACCAGGAGGAAUUUCGCGGUUUUUCAUUUAUUAAUCCAGAAUACGGCAAGUUGGAAAUGGAGGCCAGUGGUCAGACCCACUGACCAAGCUAGAGAGGCUGUUCCAGCCAUGCUCAGUUUUUGGACCAUACUUGCUUGUGGCUGUGUUUUUAUUAUUAUUUUUAACAAAAAAAAAAUUCAAUUUGUGGAUGGUUUUCUUGUGUUUUCUGUGAAUUCACAAUGUGGUAUGAUUCAGUGAUGAGUAACCUCCCUUGAAAUGACAAGAUCAGAACUUCUUAAAUUUCCUUUCUGGAUCCAUUUGUUGAAUUUCACUGUUCUUAGGUCCACACUUGGUAUAGUUUUGUUGCAUUUAAUGGAUUGUCAUCAAUUGUUCUCGCACUGUCUCUCAUUCUGUCUGCCAUCUUGUUUUUCAUUCACUUUCAAAGUAGACAACAGGAAGAACAAAUAUUUCUUCCCUCACAAAAAAAGUGAUAUUCAUUUUAGUUUCAUUGUUCUGGCAUAUCUAUGUGUAUCUGAUGUUGUUUGGGAUUGAUGUCAUUUGCACUAAGCAUUUGUUUGAAUGAAAUUUGUUCUGUAUAAACAUUAAACUGCACAUUUUUGCUAAUGUUUAUAGAACUUAUAUGAAUCAACAAUCAAAUUCUUAAUAGUAUGAUAUAAGUUUAAUACUUUUAUGUCAUAAUUUUUAACUCCAUGACUUUAAAUGAUUUUAAUAUAUGUGGAUAUAUAGCCAUUAAGUGAGGGUGGAAUCUCCUAGUCAGGUCUUAAAUGUUGUUUAACUUACAAUUAUCAUGUUCAUAAUUUAAUGUUUUUAUUUUAAAUUUCAGGCAUUGGCUUAAGAAAUUUAAAACAUCUGUGAGAAAUGAACACUCAAAUGACAAAUCAUAAAUGUCUAAGUUAAUCAAUUUUUAUGUUGCCAAAUUGAAUUUCAACCAUUUUAUCCAAGUUCUAUUUUUAAAGCAAUUUGUGUUCAAUGAAUAUAAUCUAUUGUUAGCAUAACUUGCUUUAAAAAGUUAAAUCCCUCCCUGUUUAGCAAAUAAAAGAAUAGAAUUUUAUUUUCUGAAAUGAAAUUUUCCUCAGAAAUUUUAUAUAAAAUUCUUACAAAUCUGUUAGAUUUUUAUAUUAGUGUGGUCUUCAGAUUUAAUAAAGCUUUAACAGUUUUUUUUUCCUUGCAUUAAGGGGUAUGCAAAAGUUAGUGCAUAUUCUUUUAUUGAAAUUUAAUAUUGUUCUUAUUUAGCAAAUAAGUGUAGGGAAUUAUGUUUUAACCAACCUUUGGUUAAUGUGAUUUACUUAUACAGCAAACUUUAAAAUAGUUUUGGGCACCAAACUGUUAAUAUAUUUAUAUAUAUAUAAGUGUUGCUAUGUGUGCGUGUGUGUUAUAAUGGUAUUUGUUUUCUGUUGUUAUUUUAUUAAUUUAGAGAUCUUAAAAUAAUUUAUCAAAUAAGUAUUAGAUGGGUAGAAUAUUACGUUCAGUUUGCUUUUUAAUUUUGGAAGGGCUUACCUAAUAGUAGUAGCCUGAUAUUAGGAAACCUGUUUAUUUGUAUGCAUUUUCUCUCUUAUAAUAGUUGCAUUAAGAGUAUUACAAAAUAAAGUUUUAAAAUUUUGUUAGGAAAAUACCAUACAGAGAUUCUCUUAACCUAUGAAGUGUGGAUCCAGGUUUGUACACCCCAAAGACAAUUUGUCUUAUUCUUUGUUGUACAUUUAUAUUCAAGAGCAUCACUUACUACACAAAAAAUCUCACAAAGUUGAAAAUAGAAUUUCUUCUCAAAAUAAGGCUUACAGUAUCUGAGUGUUUUAAAAUUAUAAUUGUGAGGAUUUUAAGUUUGGUAGAAACAAUAACAUUUUUUAAACAUGUAUUCAUCUACUUGAUGAAUUCUUUUCACUCAGCUGUUAUUAAUUUUUGUUAUAUUUGUAGUGUGUAUUUUGCACAGUUGCUUUUAUAUUUAUAUCUUUCAUAAUGUUGUUUGCCAUUAUUUCAUCUGGUUUAUCUUUUCACUUUUAUAUUUAUCUCCUAUCUUCAUGCUGUAGUUCCAUCUUUGCAUAUAAAGCUGCAUAAUUUCUGUAUUGGCCGUUUGCCAAAAAAAUUUCCAGACAUUUCUUCAGAAUUUUUUUGGGGUGCUAUUUCAAAAAAUGAAAAUUUUCCAGGUGUGUGCUUGUGCUUAAGACAGUUUUUUAACAUGUGGUACUAAAAUUCAAAAUCUUAAAUGAAGUCUAGUAAGUAUGCUCAGACAAUCAUCUUAUGUAAAAAAAAAAUUCUAAACAAAAAUUAUACACUUCACUUAAAAUUGCUACUAUUCUCAGAAGAAAUAAAAGUAUUGUAAUCCAAGCCCAAUUAAUACAAUUUUGUAUCUCUGUUUUAAUUUCCACCUUUAAUUUCUAAGGGUAAUAUGGAUAUUUUCUGUUACUUUUUAAAUUAUUAGAAUGAAACAGUAAGUCCUAAUCACUCCUUACUUAAGAGUAUUAAAAAUCAGUUGAUAACAAAGUACUGAUAACUAUGUUGGAAAAUAAAUAAAAAAUUUGUACACUGCAAAAUACAAUUUAAAAACGAAUGUAAAAUAAUCCAUCAAAUAAAUUCUGUUGGUGAAAUUUUCAUGCUGAACUGUCAAAAUGUGGCUUAGGGAGAAAAUGUAUACAAAUUAUACUGGCUAUGAUUUUAUAAUUUUAUGUAUGUCAUAAGCAUGAAACUAGUGAACAUUUUUUUUUAAAACAAAUUUUAUUACUGACUUUUUGCACUUGAUAUGGAUAUCCGUUAUUUAUGAGUUUUCUUCAUUGUAAACAUUGUCUAAUGUGAAAAAUAUUUAAUGAAUUGUAAAAAUGGUAACACAAGCAACAAAUCCAUUGUAACUUUCAUCGGUUUUAAUGUAUAGCUGUUAUUAUUUGUUGCUUUUUGGUCAAUCAUGUUAUUGCAUGAAACUUAAACCAGUCUUAGCAGUAUUUAGCAACAGGAUGAGAAAAAUCAGGUGACUGAAUACAUUAUUUUAGAGAAAAUUAUUAGGAAAAUUAAAUAAGAAAUAGUGGUAAGAGGAUUGUGGUUACAAGAAUAAACAAGCUAACAUUUCACAUAAAUAAUUGGCCUCUUGUUAUCAGGUCUAUCAGAGGUAAUGAGCUGUGUUCAUAUGUCAAUUGUGCAAUACACAUCUGUUCAUAUGGUUAUAAUUUCAUGUUCAAUUUUUGUCUUUAGUUCGGUUUUCAGGCAGAAGGCCUGUUUACUAUUUAGUUUUUAAAAGCUUCAAGUAGCAAACCAGUUAUUUUGCCAAAAAAAAUCAACUGGUUUUGACUCUCAUACUGUGCAGCUUCUAGUUCAAAUGGAAUGGGUUGCAUCUGACAAGUUACCAAAAUUAAUUAGCUUAUCAUUUACCAUAAUGUAUGAAAACCAUAAACAUCUACUUAGAAGUUGCUUACAUUGUGAAACUGACUGUGAUAUAUAUUUUUUUUUUAUUUUUUACUAUCUUUUUUUCAAAUCAAGAACAUGUAUAAUUAAGUAUCUGAUCAAUGGCUUCUGGAAAAGGUUUUUUUGUAAUGAAUUAGAAAUAGUGUAUCUAAUUAGGUAGAACAUUUUAUUAGUAUUGAUAUAUUUUUAAAAAAAAUUUCUUUUGAUUUAAAUAUUUUUUUACCUGUCCCUUUUUUUCUUCAAAAACACACCAAAAUAUUAUUUUUUCACAAUUUGUUAGAUUUUAAAAAAUUAAAUUAUUACUUAAAAUUUUACCAGUUAAGAAAUUCCUUUAAGUAGGCAAUAAAUGCCCAAUGUACCAUAUUCUUCUAGUCAAUCAUUGCCUUGUUCUAAUUAGUAUAGACUUCAGAAGUGUUUAUAAUAGUUUGUGCCAUAACAUUAACCUUUCAGGGAAAGUAACAUUUCUGUUGCUAAAAUGAUUAAAGUUAUUUCCAAAAUAGAAUACUCUUUCAUUCUAACUUUUGUGUAUUCAAAUAGAGGCUUUCAAUUUUUUGGACAUAGAUCUACUCAAAAUAACAAAGGAUUAAAUCUUUAUUAGCAUUGUUAAGUAAAUAAAAUUGAGCAAAAUCAAACCAGUUUUUACAUUUGUAACUAUAAUAUCAGUGACUAGUGUUGUUCAUUCAAAAAGCUUCACUAUUUAGGCGGGGGAUAAACCAUGUAAUUUAUUACAAUAUCCAAUAUGAGGCUUGAUUCUGUAUGAAAUUAUCUUACAAUUGGACAUGUUUAGAAAUUGAAUUAUCAUGAGACUUUUGAGUUUUGUAAGCAUUAUGCACUUAACAAACUAAAUAAAGGAUGUCUUGUAUGAAUGUCAUUUAUCAUUUAACCUUCCAUUUUUGCAUACAUAUGGAGUAAAAGAUAAUCAUUACUUACCUAAAAUAUUUUUUUAAAAUUCAAUUAGACAUAAUGUGUCAUACAGAUUAAAAAAUUUAGUUAAGCUGCUAAUUAAACAUGAAAUUAUCAACUAAAGGUGAUGCUAAUUGAAUUUUUGGAAAAAGUAAUCUGUAAGUAUGAGGCUUUUCAUUGCCAAUAUUCUAUAUUAGAAUUUUGCAAUGAUUACUAAUGUAAUUUUAUUAUAAGAAGUAACAUGUGUAAAAGAGAUACAGAUCUGAUAUGGAGUCUCUAUAGAUAUAGAUUCAAUUAUAUUAUAAAAUUCAGUUAAAAUACAGAUAAUUUAAGUUGUGUUAGCUGUCUUUUGAUGGUAUUAUGUGGUUUUAGUUAUAGAACUAUGUAAAGUUACAAUCUUUAAAUUUAAAUGGCUUUAAAAGGUUCAUAAAUGAAAAAUGUAUCAACAAAUGCACUGCACCUUCAUAGACUUGCUAAUAUGUUUGUAGUUGUAAAUAAUUUAAUUUAUCCAUUUUCUCUAAAGAUAAUUUGUACAACUGUCACCCACUUCAGUUGAGAUGACAGUAAAAAAAAACUUUGAUAAUUUUUUAAAAACACCUUUGUUUGACUUUUUAAAACCUAAAUGUAUGUUAUCUCUUUCUACAAGCCUACAAGCAUACAUGUAGUGUUUCCCACUAGAAAUAAUUUCUUUUUACCUAAAAUAAACUAAAAUUUUGUUAAUUGUUAUAAUGUUUCUGUGUAUGCCUGAAUAAAUCAUUCUUAUGGGCUUAUUAAAUUAAUGUUGUCGUUAUUGUAAAAUAGGAUUUUAAAAAUACACAUUUAGAUAGAAACAAUAUCAACUUGUUUAAAUUAACAAGGGAAGAGUUUUAGAAUGAAUGGAGUUGUCUUGAGAUUCUUGCCUGCGAUAUUGUACCUUGAUCAAAAUGUUUCUGAUUUUGUCUUUGAUUGUUUUGGGCACAUCCUAUCAUUAGAAUAACCUGUUUACCAUUCCCUUCAAAUGUUGUAGAAUUGAGAUUUCUGAUAAUGCCAUGCUCUCUCUGUCAUUUCUCUUUAAUCAUGUGGAUAAGAUACGCACAAGGCUUAGUAUGAUCAAAGCUUUUAUCAACUAUUCUUACUCAUCACUUUGUUCACUCUUUCUGAAACUGAUAGUUAUACCAUAAUGCUUCUUCUCUUUAUGCCCCAUACAUAAAGACAGUUUUAUUCCACGUUAUUAUAUUCAACUCUUGUCAGCUUACCUCCCUUUAUGUUGAUGUUUUGAUGUGUACAACAAAUAUUGACUACAAUUAAAUAACUUACAAGCUUCCGUGAAAGCAUGUUUCAUGGCUAGACAUUUAUCAAGAGCUUAACUUAUUAACAUAUUUCAAUGCACUAGGCAAAUUGUUGUGUAAUAUAUGAGGUUGAGUAAGACUUGUGAAGAUGAAGUUAACAUUUAACAAUGUUCUCUUUGCAAAACUAUUUUAAGAUGUCAAGGGAUAGUGUCAUUUUACAAGGUGCUGCACUAGAUAUUAUUUAGCCUCUACAUCUUUAUUUUUAAGGCAACAAACUAUAAACUAUUUUAUUAAAGAGGUCGAACUAGAUCUGGCAACUGUAAUAUAGGCUUCAGACUUAAUUCUGUGUCAUUACACCCAAUAGUCAAUUAUAAUUGUGUUUAUGGUUUAAUAUUGUGACACUAGUCAAGAUUUUAUCCAAAAUAGCAGAUAUAGCUUAAUUUUUAAUCCCUGUGAGCUCAUAAUUUCAAAAGGAUGUCAUUUACUCAGUAGGUUAGAUGUCUACAUAUUGAUUGCGCUUUAUAAGGUUUAUCGUAUCAUCAUUAGAUAGCACAUUGUUAUAUCUUAAAUCAAGUUAAAUGAUACUAAUUUAUCCUGGAAGAAAUAGUUUUCUAAUAUUCUCUAUGAUUAUAUAAUUAAAAUACACUUUUCUUCAGUUCAAAGAGUGACUAGGAUUUUUUUUUUAAAGAGUGACUAGAUUAAUAGAUUUUUGCAAUGAGAUGAAUCAGAUCACUGAACUAAGACAAGCUACUAGCAGUUUUUUCUCUAGUAUUUUUUUUUACCCGAGCCACAUUGCCAUUUGGAAAAGUGUGUCUGUCAAUUUAUUUGCUAUUUUUUAGGUGUUGAGAUCAAUCUCCACAUAACCAUUGGAAAAACUACUAAGAUAAGGAAAAACAAAAUUAAAUGUGUUAUCAUUAUUGUUGUCGUUGGAAAGGUUAACAUUGAAUUUACAUUAAAAAUAAAUUAAUGAAAAACAUCAAUUUCCAAACACCUGAAAAACAUCAAGCUCAAAUGCACUGCUCGUUGCUUCCGUGAACUGUUUUGACAUCUGCACUUGCCCAGUUUAUUUCUCGUCAGUGUUUUUUUUUUUAAUUUUCAACUUCCGUUUUUGUGUUGUUUUUUUUUCUUUAUUAUUCAUCUCAGUCUGACUUUGUUGUCAGUAUCUGAAUUAGUGAUCAUUGAACAAGUGUAGUGCUAUUCAAAAAUUCUUUUUUUUUAAAAAUCUUUUUUGACCUAGUCAAAUAACUUGACCAGUCAUAUUACAUUUUUUAUUAUCAGAUUUAAUCAUGUUUCAGAAUAGAUAGCAUUUCAUUUCAAAGCUUUUAUCAUACCUCUUGUGUACAAGCUCUGUUAAAUCCCUUUUUAAAAAAAAAUAGAUAUUUUUUUUACCACAAAGUGAAGACAAAAUGGUUUACUUUGUUAAUGACUGUAAACUAAUGCUAAAAUACAAUAUUACUAAUAAAACUUAUAAAAAUCUAAUAUAAAGAACUGCAGAUCUAUUUCUUAUUUACAGUUCUCUAAUUAUUAUUGUAGAAAUAUUGUGUAGUACAAUUUUUUUAAAGAUCAAUAGAUAUAGAGGGUUUAGAGUGUUACAUAAAUCUUCUAGAUUUUAUAUAAUGAUAAUCAUACUUACUUUUUUUUAAAAUAUUGUUUGAAAAUCCUACAGUUGUGUUUAAUGCUAAGUGAUGUUUUUAAAAAAAAUCAAAUUAACAUUAGUGGAGAAGAGUGACUGCAAUUUUCUUAUGUCUUGCUCUAAUUGUGGUUACCGUAUUUUUGUUUGUUUUAUCUUUUUCAAGUUGUAUUGUUCUUCUAGAUCGAAUUAAGUCAAUAGUUUUUAAUGGGUGUAAAGAUAUUAUCAGUAAUUAUUCAUCAAAUAUGCAUACAAUUUGAAUUCAGUAGAACUUAUAAUUUUGGGCCAAUUUUGUAGAUUUGUAUACUACUUUAAUUUUCUCUGUAGGAAAUAUUUAGAGCACUAUACAUGACAUUCAGGUUCAUUUCCCAAAUAUUAGGUAUUUUGAUUUUUAAUUUAGUUUAGUUUUAUUAAUAAUAAUAAUAAUAGCAUAAUACAUAAGGCAGUCCCCAGUCAUAUACUCUAUUAAAUAUUUCCUUGACAUAAAACAGAGGUAAAGUGCAAUAUAAAUUAUUACAAAAAGCGCUUUUUUUUUGUAAAUAAAAAUAUGCCAAAAAGCUUAUAAUUUUGCUCAAACAAUACCAGUUCACAGAAGUAGCUUAAAAAGUACACAAUACGAAAAAAAUAGCAAUGUAAUAAGUGAAACCACAAUUUGAUAGCUUGCGGAAACCACAUUUUAAAAAAAAAAGUUUUUUAGGAUCUCAUAUAUAAACUAUAAGCCUUUCAUGGUCUGGAAGUGGUAGCUUUGUAUUGUAAAAAGUUGCGUUUGCUAGUUCCUUCAUCUUGGUCCAGUGAUUCUCAUCUCUGAGGUUUUGAAAAAUGUAAUGUUUGUUUAAUUUUUUUUAUAUAUAUAUACCAAGGAUCAUAUGAGCCUACAGAAAAUUAAAAUACUAUUAGAAUUUGGUUUGUUUAUCAAUCAUUUUGAUACAGAAGCAUUUUAUUUAUACUGUUACUUUUUCCCUUCUAAGAUAGUGAGGUGCAGACUGCACUUUUUAUUUGCGUCCUAUCAACUAUCCCUGUAAGAGAACUGGUGAGAGAACAGAUUGUUCUCGUUAUGUAUUCAAUACAAACGGAUGUAAGAGAAGUUGUUGAUGUAUUUACCUCAUGAUAACAUUGUAGCUCACCUUAACUGGUAUGAAUGGUCUCAAUCUAAAUCAACACGUUGGUGUAUAACACAUCAAAUUGGACUUAUCCAUUGGUACUCUAAAAUAUAUUUGCCAAGACUUAAGAAUUUUUUUUUUUUUAAUUUAGUUCCUAUGACACAUAACAGCAAUAUUGUUUGUUCUUUGUGUUGCCAGGCUGUGUAAUGUCAUGUGUUUGACUUUCUUGAAAUGCUAGAGCAAUUUAUCAGUAUUUAUAUGUGUAGUUUCAUUAAUAAACAAUACUUGUUAAUUUA